This is a messenger RNA of Gekko japonicus, 2052 nucleotides long. RefSeq names its product vomeronasal type-2 receptor 26-like. The transcript is spliced from 4 exons. The record is from RefSeq and is a predicted model, not a curated record. The coding region runs from base 1 to 2052 and encodes 683 amino acids. NCBI's taxonomy places the organism in Eukaryota, Metazoa, Chordata, Lepidosauria, Squamata, Gekkonidae. Gene Ontology annotation, molecular function: G protein-coupled receptor activity. Gene Ontology annotation, biological process: G protein-coupled receptor signaling pathway. Gene Ontology annotation, cellular component: membrane.
AUGGUCCCCAAUGAAGGCCUUCAGUAUGUGGGAAUUGUUCAGUUGCUUCUACAUUUCAGAUGGAAAUGGGUUGGGCUCAUCACUACAGAAGACCAAGCUGGGGAACUUUUCUUGCAAGAAAUUGAGCCAAUGCUUUCUAAGAAUGGGAUCUGUUCAGCCUUCACAGAAAGAGCAGCUACAAAACAACAUAUGGAUAUCAGAGCUGAAAACAUUCAAAAUUUUUACAGUAAUAGUUCAGUUUUCCUAGAAAGCGAAGCCAAUGCAAUUAUUGUACAUGGAGAAACAUCCAAUAUUAUAUGGCUGGCAACUGUUAUAUGGUUACGGUCUCUAGCUGAUUUGGAGUAUACAGAGAGAAGCUCUGCAGGAAAAGUGUGGAUAACAACUGCCCAGAUUGAUUUCACUUUCACAAGCACUCAAACAUCCUGGGACAUAGAAAUGUUUCAUGGUGCUCUUUCCUUCACAAUUCACUCCAGUGAGUUAACAGGUUUCCAAACAUUUCUUCAGACUGUAAAACCUCCAUGGACAAACAAGGAUGGUUUUUUCAAGAACUUCUGGGAAGAAGAAUUUGAUUGUUCUUUUCCCAGUUCUAGAAAGUCUGCAGAGAAUAAUGAAUUAUGUAGUGGAGAAGAGAGACUGGAGAGUAUUCCAGCAACACUUUUUGAAAUGAGCAUGACUGGCCACAGCUACAGCAUCUAUAACAUAGUUUAUGCUAUGGCAUAUGCCUUACAUUUCAUGCACAUAAAGGAUGGGAAGACACAGGAAAGCAAGAAUGUGAUGCCCUGGAAGCUCCACUCAUUUCUUCAUUGGAUUUCAUUCAAUAACAGUGCUGGAGAUGAAAUUGUGUUCAAUGACCAUGGAGAACUAGCAAGUGGGUUUGAUAUUACAAACUUGGUCACUUUUCCAAACAACUCUUAUGUCCGCAUCAAGGUUGGAAGGCUGGAUCCUUCGGGUCCUCCAGGAAAGGAGCUCACCAUUAAUGAAGCUAGAAUUUCAUGGCAUGAAAAGCUAACACGUGUGCCUCCAUUCUCUGUCUGUAAUGACCACUGCAAGCCAGGAUACAGCAGGAAAAAGAAAGAGGGAGAGAAAUUUUGCUGCUAUGAUUGUGCUUCAUGUCCAGAAGGGAAGAUGUCAAACCAAGAGGACAUGGAAUACUGUGUUGCCUGUCCAGAAGAUCAAUAUCCAAGCAGUAGUCAAGAUCAAUGCAUCCCCAAAAUUCCAAAUUUCCUCUCCUUGGAAGAACCUCUGGGCAUUCUGUUAGCCUGCUUGGCUCUCUUCUUUUCGCUGAUCACAGCUUUGAUGCUCGGAAUUUUCAUUAAGCACCAGAACACUCCCAUAGUCAAAGCCAACAACCGCAACCUCACCUACAUUCUCCUCACCUCGCUCCUUCUCUGCUUCAGUUGCUCUCUGCUAUUCAUUGGACAGCCAAAUGAGUUGACCUGUCUGCUCCGACAAACAUUGUUUGGAAUCAUCUUCUCAGUUGCUGUUUCUUCUGUCUUGGCAAAAACUGUGACAGUAGUUGUGGCUUUCAUGGCCUCCAAACCAGGAAGUAUUGUCAGGAAAUGGAUGGGGAAAAGAAUGAUGUAUUCAAUUGUCAUUUCCUGCUCCCUUGUUCAAGUAGGUAUUUGUAGUCUUUGGUUGAGUAUUUCUCCCCCAUUCCCAGAUCUGGACAUGGACUCAGUGAUGGAAAACAUCAUAGUGAAAUGCAAUGAAGGGUCAGUCACCAUGUUUUACUGUGUCUUGGGCUACAUGGGCUUUCUGGCCACCAUCAGCUUCACUGUGGCUUUCCUAGCCAGGAAGCUGCCUGACACUUUCAAUGAAGCCAAGUUCAUCACCUUCAGCAUGUUAAUCUUUUGCAGUGUCUGGCUGUCCUUUGUCCCGAGCUACCUGAGCACCAGAGGAAAAGACAUGGUGGCCAUGGAGAUCUUCUCCAUCUUGGCCUCCAGUGCUAGCUUACUGUGCUGUAUCUUUUCUCCCAAAUGCUAUAUCAUAAUACUGAGGCCUGAGUUGAACAGCAGAGAGCAGCUGGUAAGAAAAAAGCAUUAUGAUAUUUAA